Molecule: messenger RNA, 815 nt
Organism: Alternaria rosae
Lineage: Eukaryota; Fungi; Ascomycota; Dothideomycetes; Pleosporales; Pleosporaceae
Exons: 1
Coding region: 124-534 (136 amino acids)
Source: RefSeq, a predicted model, not a curated record
UACGCGAGACGGCAACACCGACGAUCCCCAGGACCGGGGUCCAACUAGGCGCAGAUCUGUUUCCUCGGAGCUGGGCUGGUCUAACGCUGUUCUACAGCGUGUGCUUUGGAGAGAGAGUUUGCUAUGCUUUCGGUAGUUUAUGUGCUGUUGCUUUUGCUUUUUCAGUUCCAAUCAAUGUUGACAGUCAUGAUUACAACAAGCUUUCCUAUUAAACGUAGACCCCAUCCAUCAAGACCAGACCAUCAACCCGCUCUGAAAUCAAACGGCCCUUUCCCAUCCCGUAUUCAUCCAAGUCUUUUUUUUUUCAGCCCUGUACCGUCCCUGGCCAGAUCAAAAACACGGCAUCAUGCACCCUGCCGAAUGCGGCGUGCAACGCGAAGGGUGUACGAGAUCACUUGGCUACAUACCUGCUAUCCUACCUUCAGCGCUUCCCGAUCCGACCCAUACCCCUCUACGCGAUCCCACCUUGAUGCACUUUACGCAUCUGCAAGAAACCUUUCUGGCAUCCUUCCGUCCAAUUCAGUCCUUACAUGAAAGCGCCGCUGCUUCUAGAGGCUGGUGCUAAGAGAGUCUAGCCCUUCCUGUGGCUUGCGCAGAGCACUGCAGGCCAACACUGAGGGCCGACUGUAACUGGUCCGCGAUCCACGAUGAUUGGAAGGGGAAGAGGACCGGUGUAUGCGUUAGGCGCAACGCUGCUGUUGUUUCACUGCGCGCUGGCGUUUCUGGCUGCAGUGGUCGUGAGAAGUGGGCGCAAUGGGCUUCUUCGAACGGCAUCAUAGAUGUCGUGACGGUGGCUAUGGGGUUACAUUGUCUGG